UAAUGAAAAGCACAUCAGGACAAGAUGUUUGAAUUCCUACUCAAAUAUUCACUAAGGCCGUGUAUAAUUCCCAUCUAUCAUUAAAACAGGUGGAGGUAAAUCCAUACACAGGUGAUGAGAUGAAAGAUGCACACCUAGUGGUGUAUAGACAGUUACUCUCAUGAAGAACUCAAUAUGGAAAGCCAACCCAUCCUUGCAGUCAGUGACAACAGACUUUGACAAAGGAAUAUGAACUCAUGCUGAAGUAUGUCUCCACCACAUAAUCAAAAUGUCAUAAAGUAUGGAAGUUUUUGUGAAUAGAUCCAACAACAAUCAACACGAUGAGAGUGACAGGCUUAAUCCCAGCACGAUUUUUAACACUGACAUCACAUGUGGUGCUGUUGAUUAGUGUGUUACUGUCUAGGGAGGAAAAUGUACUUGCUUGCUUGCCAGUGAGCUACACAGAAGUGGAAUACAGGAGGCAUGAUGCAGAAUUUCUUGGUGGAUUGAUAGCAGGCCUGGCUCUGACUGCUCUUGAGUGUAUUGGCUUCUUCACCGGUGUCUCCAUGUUCACAGGAUUAGUUUCACUUAUAUCUAUUGUUUGUCACACUGGAGCCUCCAUCAGCUUGGCAUACAUGGUGAUGGACGCGUGGGACUGUCGACUUUAUUGGUGGGUCUUUGGGUUAUCCUCUGUUGUUCCAGCUAUAAUUGAGAUAGGAGUUAUGAUUAAUGUGUUGAUGCUCAAGAAAAAUGUGUGAAAAUAUGCAUAUACUAGAUUUUGGCCUUCUAAAUUAGAUUCUUAAUAUUUUGAACUUUAUAUGGUCAAGCGACUCGACUGUUGGGGCAGUGAUCCACACAUUCGCCAACAGGUAGGAAAGAAAUGCUAUGUAAUAAAGAACCUUAAUAAAAGUUAGGCAUUGAAGUCCAACUGAUCUGUUCAUCAUUUCACAGAUUUGCAGAUAAUUUGUAGUUUUCUUUUUAAAAGUAAUAAUAGUAAUAGAUUAUUGCACUGAGACUUAUAAAAGUUAACAGAAAGGAAACAGUAUUCUUUAACCUUUUGUUUUUUUCUUUUCCUGCAGUGGUAGAAUUUUAUUUGUUGGCAUUCCUUGUUAUAGUUAUACAGUACUUGGUAGUUCAUAAUGUUGUAUUUUAAAUUUUAUUGGAAUUUACUGCUUUUUGGCUUUGCAAAUUUGCUGCUGCUUCGCUUUCCAUUCCUUUUAUCAUAAGUUGGCUGAAUUACAAAGAAAUUCAUAAUAUUAUUACUGUAUUUGAUGCAGUACAAAUAUAAACCAUCUAAAGCUAAUAACUUGCCAAAAGCUCUUUAGUUUUAACAGCCAUCCCUCCUUUUUAUGAAUGAAAAGCAUUUUAUACAUGAUUAAACUUAUUAAAUUCAAAUGUCUCAGAAAAUGCUACAUUCCCAUCGUAUGUUCGAUGUACACCUCUCUAACUACUUCACUCUAACAGUACUCUAAAUGUAAAUAUUAUUAAUUUGUAUUUGAGAAAAUAGUGUUUUAUUACACUAUUCCAAAAUAUUAUGUACAGUAUAGGCUUUAUGAGACAGCCACAGCAUGGACUAGUGGAUUAGACCAUAGCAGGAGAGACUUAAACAUGGUCUGUCUUAGGUAUAACAUAUUGGCAUGUGAGCCAGGUCUAGUCAAAUAUUAUAUAUUACGUUCUACUUGGCAUGUUAUUAUCAGGUAAUGAAAUGUUUCCCGAUUCAAAUUGGCAUGUAUAUUGUAAUAAAAAUGGGAUUGGAAAGAA
This is a messenger RNA of Procambarus clarkii (red swamp crayfish), 1740 nucleotides long. RefSeq names its product transmembrane protein 107. NCBI's taxonomy places the organism in Eukaryota, Metazoa, Arthropoda, Malacostraca, Decapoda, Cambaridae. The record is from RefSeq and is a predicted model, not a curated record. Gene Ontology annotation, biological process: non-motile cilium assembly; protein localization to ciliary transition zone. Gene Ontology annotation, cellular component: MKS complex.